UGGCAGCAGCGCCGGGGAGCGGGUGGGUGGGUCAGCGUCGCCGGGACCGCCGCUCCCGCUGGCCUCUCCACGGAGCCUUUUCCCCUUCACCCGUCUUCUCCGUCCCUGUCGCCAUGACCACCACCACCACCUUCUCGGGCAUGGACCCCAGUGGCAGGAGCAGCUCCAGGGUGCUGCGUCCUCCUGGUGGUGGGUCCAACUUUUCCUUGGGUUUUGAUGAACCAAAAGAACAACCUGUGCGGAGGAACAAAAUGGCAUCCAGCAUCUUUGGAACUCCUGAAGAAAACCCACCUUCCUGGGCUAAACCAUCAGGGACUAAGCCAGGUGAAAUCAGAGAAGACUCUGAAUCAUCUGGUCCACAAAGAAGAAACUCAACUGAUGCAAGCUGUGGAAACUUUGUAGAUCCCAAGAUUUUGCAAGCAAUAGUUACCUACAACAAACUGACGAAGGACUUGGUUUGCCAUCCCAACAAAUACUUCAGUAGCCUGAACACGUGUUUUAUUUCUGUUACUGUCUAAUAAAUCCAUCAGGUGUGUCACUUGAUGUAACCUAUAUACUGGGGAGCAAUAUAUGGAGCAGGGUUUGUAGUGUUAAUGUGGGGUUUGCUUGAUGUAUGAUUAUGUUUAAUGGGAAAAACAGGAUUAAGAGUAAAAUUCCUCUGAACUUAGAAAUAUAGGAACCUAGGGUAGACUGCACUUGCAUAAACAAAUUAUAGAGGGGAAAAAAAACCACCCUUGUUCUUUAAAACUCUCCAGCUUUUAAGUUUUCUGAAAAGAACUGGGUAGGUGAAUAGCUGAUCUCAAGUAUUGUGGCAGAUACCUUUUGCCUCGUGGGUUAUAAACUGCAACUGUUAUUUUUAUAAUUGGCACUGAUCAUCACUUUAACUCCUUUUUGUUGUUAACAGGCACUUUGAGCCAUUAAAUUGUUCUUUGUUGCAGAAAAUGUCUUGUUCCAAUGUAUCAAAUAUAACUGAGAUUAAAUUUAUAGCUGCUACCACAGAAAAGAAAACUAAACUGUUUAGUCUAAUUCUAUUUUCUACUUAAUUAUGUUAAAUACUGUGGGUUCUCAGCUUUGCAAACAAAUUCUUCCACUGCAGAAUACUUUAAUUUUAGGCAGUAAUUACAGCUGCAAACAGCAGGAGCUGGAACUAAUGUUCUGCAGCCCUGCCUGAGACUCAAGGUGAUACAUUUGCCCGAGUUCUGCACAUUUAUAUCCUGAUGUCUGCAGUUUCACUAUGAAAGUAAGAAUGUUGAAUCUGUGUAAGCUGAUAAAACCUCGUGCCAUUGAGGAGCCUUGGCUACUGCUGGAAGUUUCUUUGUGUCAAGUUGCAGCCUGUGAACAGAUUCGGUAUGAAAGGAGCAUUUAGCUGUUUACAUAAUGAAGGAAAAUUUAUCAGUAAUGUUGCAAAAAGCUGGCCUGCAUUUAACAAAUGAAGUUAAAUAUCCUGGAUAGAACAAAUGCUCCUGGCCUUGCUAACAGAUAAAAGUUGGAACAAGUUGCUUAGUAUGAAGGAGGGGACACUGAACUAGUGCUGGUUGUUUAGAGUGUAACUUCCCUGUCCCUCCUGUUGGGCAGCUGCAAAGUUCUGGCUAGUGGCAGUGCUGCCUGAUGUAGGAUGUGUGUGAUGAAGUGUUCCUGUCCACCUGCACCCUUCACAGCGUGGGAGUAACAAGUGUGCCAUGUCAUCAGGGUUACUUCAGUAGCAUCUGUCUCUUUUUUGGAAGUAUGUUGGGGUAAAUAAACAGCUGAUAAAGUUACAUUCGUCAUUCCAUAAGAACUGGUGCUUACAAACCCAUAAUAUUAAUCUGCAGAAUAUGUAUGCAGAACCCACCACUCUUGAUAUCUGUCCCUAAGAGCCUGUUGCUGGUCUAAAAGUGCUUCAGCAGCUCUGUCACUCAAAGUGUUGCUAGAUAGACCAGGGUGCCCAACCACCAUGGUCAGAAUGUGGAGCGAGUGUUGAGAACCCUCUCAGCUGAGGGGAAAAAUAUAUGUAUUUAUUUAUGAAGUGUGAGAUCAAAUGUGUUUCUCUGUCUUCUAGGGGAGAGAUGGUGCUGGUGAAACUUCUG
Messenger RNA from Apus apus (common swift), 2066 nucleotides. RefSeq names its product Jupiter microtubule associated homolog 1 (gene JPT1). The record is from RefSeq and is a predicted model, not a curated record. Lineage: Eukaryota; Metazoa; Chordata; Aves; Apodiformes; Apodidae. The coding region runs from base 114 to 518 and encodes 134 amino acids. Gene Ontology annotation, cellular component: nucleus. The transcript is spliced from 4 exons.